CUGUCUGUCUCUCUCUCUCUCUAUGUGUGUGCGUGUGUCUGUGUGUAACUUCAACUGCUUUACUAUCAAAAACCUACACAGCCAUGAGUGGAGACCACGGACAGGUGAAUUCCGGAUGUAAAGACAGCGAUCCUCACAAACACAGAGACAAGCACAAGGACAAGGAGCACAGACACAAAGACCACAGGAAGGACAAGGAGCGGGAGAAAGUCAAGCACAGCAACAGCGAACAUAAGGAGCACGCAGAGAAGAAACACAGGGACAAGGAGAAGCUGAAGCACAGCGACGGCAGCGCAGACAAGCACAGGGAGAAGCACAAAGAGAGGAGGAGAGACGACAAGAUCAAAUCGUCCCAUGGAGACAAAUACAAAAAGGAGAAAGAGAAUGGCUAUGUGAGGAACACGAGCCCAGCUGCCAUAAAGAGCGAGCCUGAGGAAGACAACGGCUUCUGCCCCUCCCCGCCACACAACAAGACCUUCAAACAGGAAUACGACGAUGAAGAAUUUGAGCACAAGCCCAAAAAAGUCAAGACGGAACACGACAAAAAGGCCAAGAAGAGGAAACGGGAUUAUGAAGAGGACGAAGAAGACGAGGACAUCAAGCCCAAAAAGAAGACAAAAGACAAGAAGGGAAUGGAGGGAAAGAAAGUCAAAAAAGAAGAAGCGGAAAAGUGGAAAUGGUGGGAGGAGGAGCGAUAUACUGACGGAAUGAAAUGGCGCUUUCUGGAACACAAAGGUCCAGUGUUUGCACCUCCGUACGAACCUUUGCCCGACAAAGUCAAGUUUUACUAUGAUGGUAAGCCGAUGAAACUUAGUGCUCCUUGUGAGGAGGUCGCUACCUUUUUCGCUAAGAUGUUGGAUCAUGAGUACACCACCAAGGACAUCUUUAGGAAGAACUUCUUCAAGGACUGGAGGAAGGAAAUGACAUCAGAGGAAAAGUCAAAGAUCAGUGACCUGAACAAGUGCAACUUCAGUGAGAUGAGUGAGUACUUCAAGGCCCAGUCAGAAGCGAGGAAACAGAUGUCAAAAGAUGAGAAACUGAAAAUCAAAGAGGAGAACGAGAGACUCCUGCAGGAGUACGGCUUCUGUCUCAUGGACAACCACAAGGAGAGGAUCGGGAACUUCCGCAUCGAGCCGCCGGGCCUCUUCCGAGGACGAGGAGACCAUCCGAAGAUGGGCAUGUUGAAGCGCCGCAUCAGACCUCAAGACAUCAUCAUUAACUGUAGCAAGGACUCUAAGCAUCCUAAACCUCCCCCAGGGACAAAAUGGAAGGAGGUUCGCCACGAUAACAAGGUGACGUGGCUGGCAUCUUGGACAGAGAACAUCCAGGGCUCCAUCAAGUACAUCAUGUUGAAUCCUAGCUCUAGGAUUAAGGGCGAGAAGGACUGGCAGAAAUACGAGACUGCUCGGCGGUUGAAGAAGUGUGUGGACCGCCUACGAACCCAGUACAGAGACGACUGGAAAUCCAAGGAGAUGAGGAUCAGACAGAGAGCCGUGGCUCUGUAUUUCAUCGACAAACUGGCACUGAGGGCUGGUAAUGAGAAGGAGGAAGGUGAGACGGCCGACACGGUCGGCUGUUGCUCGCUGCGAGUGGAGCACAUCAAACUGUAUCCCAAACUGGACGACCAGGAGUACGUGGUGGAGUUUGACUUCCUGGGUAAAGACUCCAUCCGGUACUACAACAAAAUCCCUGUGGAGAAGAGGGUGUUUAAGAACCUUCAGUUGUUCCUGGAGAACAAGCAGCCAGAGGACGACCUCUUUGACAGACUAAACACUUCUAUUCUGAACAAACACUUGCAGGAGCUGAUGGACGGACUGACGGCAAAGGUGUUUCGCACGUACAACGCUUCCAUCACUCUGCAGCAGCAGCUCAAGGAACUGACCUGCCCGGACGACAGCAUCCCGGCUAAAAUGCUGUCAUACAAUCGAGCUAACCGCGCCGUGGCCAUCCUCUGUAACCACCAGAGAGCUCCGCCCAAAACCUUUGAGAAGUCCAUGCAAAACCUGCAGACCAAGAUCGACGAGAAACAGAGUCAACUGUCCGCGGCCAGGAAGCAGUUGAAGGCCGCGAAGGCCGAUUACAAGGCGUCACAUGACGAUAAGAGCAAAAAGUCUGUGGAGGUGAAACGCAAAGCCGUCCAGAGGAUAGAGGAGCAGCUGAUGAAGCUGCAGGUGCAGGCCACCGACAGAGAGGAAAACAAGCAGAUCGCUUUAGGCACCUCCAAGCUCAACUACUUGGAUCCACGCAUCUCUGUUGCAUGGUGUAAGAAGUGGGGUGUUGGCAUUGAGAAGAUCUACAACAAAACCCAGAGAGAGAAGUUUGCCUGGGCAAUCGACAUGGCCGAAAAUGACUAUGAGUUUUAAAGAGCCUUCGUGUUUGACCUGCAUUUUUGUUUUUAUACCCAUGCCUUUGAAUGUAAGUGAAGUGGGUUUUUAAGUGUGACGUCUGCAGACGAUUGAUCACAGCUCCUGGAUGAAGGAUUAUGCUCAGACUUUUACCACAGAUGAAUAAUUGUGCGGUAUAUGUACUGUAUAUAUGGAUUGGUUGUGAAUAUACUUACCUAGGACAAAACAGAAAUCAAAGUAGAGUGUAUGUAGCUGCUGAUACCCUGAUCAAUCAACCCAGAGCAACACUGUUAGUAUUAUUAACUCUUUCUUCUGAAAUGUGGAAGCCAUCCGAGAAAUUCUAUAUUCUCACAGAACAGUGAAUGAGGACAUGUUUGUAUGGGAGUGACAACAUAAAUGAGAUAAUGACAAGAUGAAUUUCAAUAAGUGUGUGUGUAAGAAAACGAGCCUGACAGAUAAUAGACAUUGUAGCACUAUGUUCACGUGUAAUUAUUAGCACACAGAAUGUCAUGUUUAAAUUUGAUUUUGAUGUUUAUUUCAGGGAUGUACAUAUUUCUUUUGGUCAUUUUUCAGUUUUUUUUAAAGCGUGCAACAAAAAGCUCUUCAUGCCUCAUAUGCAGUGUGUGUGUGUGUGUGUGUGUUGAAUAGUAAAUGAAUGCUUGUUUUCAUUCAUUUACUAUCCCCUAAAAUUCAGAUUCAGCUGGUUGCAAUACGCAACUUCACCUCCAGAUGCCACUAAAUAGAACACACUGGCCCUUUAAUGUUGCUAUGGCGUGUCAAACGCAGAUUCUGAAUCUUUUCACACAGUAAUAUUGAAUUAAAAACGAUCAUAUUGCAAAUCAAUGACCUGUUAGAAAAGUCACAGAAAGUUUGACCCAAAUAUUCCGCAAUAGUGUGUGUGUGUGUGUGUGUGUGUGUGUGUGUGUGUGUCCACAGCUUUACAGUGAAUGUGACAUAACACUCCUCUUGGUGACACCUGCAGUACAAGACCAUUGUGUGUAAUGUGUCUUUCUUUGUUAUUUUGCUGUGAUUAAGCAGAAACUGUCUUCUCCAAAUGUGAAAUAAUAUUUGAACUAUUUUCAUGAAUAUUUUCCUGCUAUUUAAACAUUGAUCACAUGGCCCGCUCUUUUCCCCUUUGUUUUAAGCUUUGUAGUCUUCAGAAUAAAACAUCAAUCUGA
Molecule: messenger RNA, 3523 nt
Organism: Solea senegalensis (Senegalese sole)
Lineage: Eukaryota; Metazoa; Chordata; Actinopteri; Pleuronectiformes; Soleidae
Gene: top1b
Product: DNA topoisomerase Ib
Exons: 21
Coding region: 84-2363 (759 amino acids)
Biological process (GO): DNA replication; DNA topological change; chromosome segregation
Cellular component (GO): chromosome; nucleolus
Molecular function (GO): DNA binding; DNA topoisomerase type I (single strand cut, ATP-independent) activity
Source: RefSeq, a predicted model, not a curated record